Molecule: messenger RNA, 963 nt
Organism: Staurois parvus
Lineage: Eukaryota; Metazoa; Chordata; Amphibia; Anura; Ranidae
Source: the annotation of a GenBank genome assembly
AUGGAUCAGAGAAAUUUCACUAGAAUUACCACAAUCCAACUCUUAGGAUUUCAAAUCCCUGAAAAUAUAAAAUGUUUGGUGUUUUUUCUUUUCCUGAUACUUUAUUGUGUGACAAUAUGUGGAAACCUCCUGAUCAUCACACUGGUGUCCUACAGCAAAGCCCUCCAUUCCCCCAUGUACUUCUUCCUUUCUCAGCUCUCUGUAUUGGAUAUCUUUCUAAUAACGGAUAUUCUUCCUAACAUGAUCGGCACUGUUUGGGUAAACAAAACUAUCAUGACAUUUUCUGAAUGCAUCACUCAAUUUUAUUUUUUUACAGUCACAGAAUCUUCAGAAUGUUGUCUUCUGACAGUGAUGAGUUGGGACAGAUAUUUGGCCAUUUGCAAGCCAUUGCAUUAUGCUUUGAAAAUGAACUACCAGGUUUGCUGCAUUCUGGUUCUCUUAUGCUGGAUUUUAGGUAUCUUUGUAGCUUUUGUUUACAUGUUGGCUACAUCUAAAUUACAAUUUUGUGGCCCCAAUGUCAUUGAUCACUUUUUCUGUGACUUUGAUCCUAUCAUGCAACUCUCCUGCUCUGACACCACCAUUGCUCGUUUAGAGCUGACAAUUUUGGGUGUUAUUGUUGUCAUUUUCCCAUUUUUCACCAUCUUUGUAUCAUAUUCUUAUAUUAUAGUCACCAUUUUGAAAAUUCCAUCCAUUACUGGCAGACAGAAAGUUUUCUCAACAUGCAGCUCCCACCUGACUGUUGUGUCCAUUUAUUAUGGUACCCUAGUUUGUGUUUAUUUGACACCUAGGAGAGGACAGACUCAAACCCUAAAUAAGCUCUUAUCAUUACUGUACACUGUUGUCACCCCAAUGAUGAAUCCAAUUAUAUACAGCCUGAGGAACAAAGAUCUGAAAAAAGCUGCUAGAAGAUUAAUCAACCACUUACUGAAGAUUUGUUUCAGUAAAGAGUUUAAAUUUGAGUAA